Cryphonectria parasitica EP155 is the source of this 1025-nucleotide messenger RNA. Its product is annotated as DHS-like NAD/FAD-binding domain-containing protein. NCBI's taxonomy places the organism in Eukaryota, Fungi, Ascomycota, Sordariomycetes, Diaporthales, Cryphonectriaceae. The transcript is spliced from 2 exons. The coding region runs from base 20 to 889 and encodes 289 amino acids. The record is from RefSeq and is a predicted model, not a curated record. Gene Ontology annotation, molecular function: protein-malonyllysine demalonylase activity; NAD+ binding; protein-succinyllysine desuccinylase activity.
GAGUUCAUCACAACAAGCCAUGCCACCAAGCACCUCCGUCAAAGACUUCCAGGACCUCGUCCAAUCCAGCGACCGCAUCCUCGCCCUCUGCGGCGCCGGUCUGUCAGCCGCAUCUGGUCUGCCGACGUUCCGCGGUGCAGGCGGACUCUGGCGCAACCACAGCGCCACGGCGCUCGCCACACCCGAUGCAUUCAAGGAGGACCCAGCGCUGGUGUGGCUCUUUUAUGCCUGGCGGCGACACUUGACCCUCCAGGCAAAGCCCAACGCUGGGCACCAUGCGCUUGCUGAGUUGGCUAAGAGGAAAGAGAACUUCCUGUGUCUCACCCAGAAUGUCGAUGGCCUGUCCCCCCGGGCGGGCCAUCCGACAGAGAAGCUACGUCUCCUCCACGGGAGCCUCCUAGACCUGAAAUGUUUCGACAAGUGCGGCUAUAUCGAGAAGGACAACCAGAACGAUCCCCUCUGCCCCGCGCUGGAGCCAGCCUCGAGCGUCAACACCCCAGCGGACCAGGGUCUGCCCCUCUUAGACCCUUCCGUCCCGGUCCCCGAGAUCGAUGUGCAGAAGGACCUGCCGCACUGCCCAAACUGUACAGACGCACUGCUCCGCCCUGGUGUGGUCUGGUUCGGCGAGAUGCUCGACGGGGCCAUGCUAGAUGAGGUCGACGAUUGGGUCUCGCAGAGCCGCAUAGAUCUUAUGCUUGUUAUUGGGACAGGGGCCGAGGUUUGGCCUGCGGCGGGGUAUAUUGCAAAGGCCAAGGGAAAGGGGGCUCGAGUCGCGGUGAUUAAUCCAGAUCCUGGCUCAGCUAAGAGCCUGAAGAAGACGGACUUUUUCUUUCAGAGUGACGCUGCUUCUAUCUUGCCGCUGCUAUUCUCGAAAGUGAUUGAUGAUUGAUCACACGACCUUCUUUUUCUGUUCUUUUCUAUUUCGGGCUGGUAGGUGGUUCGGAAUCAUAUGUCAGCGUGUCAUAUGUAAUGAUAAACUUGUAGUAGAGGAGGAAAUAAAAAUAUUAUCUUAUUAAGGAUGACUC